Melanotaenia boesemani (Boeseman's rainbowfish) is the source of this 2900-nucleotide messenger RNA. RefSeq names its product zinc finger protein 384 b (gene znf384b). Gene Ontology annotation, biological process: regulation of transcription by RNA polymerase II. Bases 318 to 1973 code for a protein of 551 amino acids. The record is from RefSeq and is a predicted model, not a curated record. Gene Ontology annotation, molecular function: RNA polymerase II cis-regulatory region sequence-specific DNA binding; DNA-binding transcription factor activity, RNA polymerase II-specific. NCBI's taxonomy places the organism in Eukaryota, Metazoa, Chordata, Actinopteri, Atheriniformes, Melanotaeniidae. The transcript has 11 exons.
UUGUCUGACGACCUUAUCCGGAGGAAGUGAAGCCCAGACGAGCCAGCUCGCUCACAGGAAAAAAAAAAAAAAAAAAAAAAGAGUAAGCGAGAGAGAGUGAAAGUAACGUCACUGAUUUGCGGGAAUUUUGACAGAGUUGGACCCUGGGUCCAAAAAGUCCCGGCCCUUUCGAGCUCCGGGGAGGAAGACGGAGUCGUCGGUACCGGUAAAACGCCACUAUUCUCCAUGCUGUCGCUGGUAAUUUUUCGUAGAUAGAGACGACUCUGCGGCUGCCUCUCCACCCGCUCCCACAGCCGGAAGUCUGUGUGGAUGAAAUAAUGGAAGACUCUCAUUUUAACUCUUCAUACUUUUGGUCUCCCGUCCCCACCGUGCCAGGACAGAUCGAGAAUGCCAUGUUUCUGAAUAAAGUGAAAGAGCAACAGGAAAAGAACGCUUCGUUCUCUUCUUCGUCUGCGUCCCACUACCAGACGACACUUCUCACUAUCCCCACUCCUGGGUCCAAGACAGAUGGAAGCGGGCAGGCUGGCAGUGCAGCACACAUCCACCCUGCGCACAGCACUCAGAACAUCACUGUGUUGCCUGUCCCCUCCACGGGCAUAAUGACAGCAGCUGGUCUGGUUAUCACGACUCCUCAGGGAACGCUGGUCUCUCCCACUUCCUCUCAGUCAUUUGUCUCUGGUCAUACAGCAACAACCAUGAUUGUUUCAGCACUCCAUUCUCCAGACAAAAAAGAAGGAGAUGGGACAUCUCAUGUGGUUGUCAUGCCCACACCAUCCAAGCGAGGGAGAAAGAAGAAGACAAUGCUGUCCAGGGUAGCUCCUCUGGGUGGACCAGGAAAUGACACAUUAAUACUGGCACAUCUAACAGCUGGUGGCCAGGUGUCUUUGCAGCAUCAUACUGGAGAACCAUAUGAGCUAUCGCAUGAAGAGGACGGCCAUGGCCCAAAAGAUAGCACUAAGACGUACAGGUGCCGGAUGUGUGCGGCGACCUUCUUCAGUAAGUCUGACAUGCAGAUCCACUCCAAGUCGCACACAGAGGCCAAACCUCACAAGUGUCCCCACUGCGCCAAGUCAUUCGCCAACUCCAGCUACCUGGCCCAGCACAUCCGCAUCCACAGCGGGGCCAAGCCUUACACCUGCUCCUACUGCCAGAAAUCUUUCAGGCAGCUCAGUCACUUACAGCAGCACACACGGAACCACACAGAGUCAAAGCCUCAUAAGUGUCCCCAUUGUACUAAGUCAUUUGCCAACUCUAGCUACCUGGCUCAACAUAUCCGCAUCCACACCGGAGUGAAACCCUACACCUGCUUGUACUGCCAGAAGUCUUUCAGACAGCUCAGUCACCUUCAGCAGCACAGCAGAAUUCACUCCGGAGAUAGGCCUUACAAGUGCACCCAACCAGGCUGUGAGAAAUCCUUCACUCAACUCUCGAAUUUACAGUCCCACCGGCGUCAACACAACAAGGACAAGCCCUACAAGUGCAGCAACUGCAAUAAAGGAUACAUAGAUGCAGGAAGCCUGGAGGCACACAUGACCACACACACUGUCAAACAUGCCAGGAUCUACUCGUGUGGUCUCUGCAGCCGCACGUACACCUCAGAGACGUAUCUGGUGAAACAUAUGGAGAAACACAAUCCAGACCAUUUGACUGCACCACCAGUGGUGGCAGCACAGCAGAACCAAAGCCAGGCCCUGGGCCAGGCUGGAGCUCAGAGUCGGAGAGAGAGUGCAGAUGGAGGAUCGAGCCGAUCUGGGGGAGCAGGAAGUGGAGCAGCAGGGGGAAGACAGCAGGGGCAGAGCAACUACCCCCAGGCAGAAACCAUCCCAUGUCCUUUUGACCUGCAUCAGUAUAAGACUGUGUCUGCCAGUGACAUCCAGUACAAACCAGUCAGUGUAGCUGACAUUACUUCCCACAAGGACCUCUGUCUCACUGUGUCAGCCCCCACCAUUCAAGUGGAGCACCUCAACUCUUAGGAGUGGUCAAAGGCACAAGUGUGGGAGUUAUGUGGGGAAGUUAGAAUUAACUCAAAAUGAAUGGAGAAUGGAGAGUCGAAGGAUUAAAGCAAUACUAACAAUACAGAAGCUUUGGAACUUGUGACUGUGCCUGAAUGAUGAUUUGAGGCAGACGGGACAAAUCAUAUGCUGACUCAGUAUACUGAAGGCUGUAAUUCUUUUUUUUUUCUUCUUCUUCAAAGAUUAUCUGUUUCUCUUGCAAUAUUUGAUUGGUUUUCUUUUGCCUACUUGUCCUGUAUAGAAAGUGCAUGUAAAGUCUGCAAUAAAGUAUGUUUCAGUCCAUCAUAGUGAUGGUUUUAAGAAAGGAAGCAUCAAAGAGACAAUACUUUGUUUUAUUGUUAACACCUUCUGCUCUUCCAUGCAAAUACAAGUUUGACCAUAGCAACUUAUGAUUUCUUUGUGGAGGAAAUUUGCAGUUAACUGUAAUGGUACAUUUUUAUACUUUCACAUAGACUGAGUUUUUGCAUCAGUGUUCUUACCUCUGCUAUGAUGUAAUGUACAUGCUUGUGAUCUUUUUAACCUUAAAAGGGACAUUGAGAUUAUUUUCUUUUCAAGCAGGAAAAUUAUAGUUAUCAAGUACAUAGAGUUGUAUGCCACCAAUUUAUAACGUAUGAUUGUGCGUUAAAGGAUAUGGUUACCCACAUAAUGAAUUCAAACUUAACUGCAGGCCUUCACAUGACCUCUGGGGAAGUGACGAGCCACUUCGUGUUUAAUGUAAUCCAGUGUACUGCUUUGUGUGUAUGUCCAAAAUUAACGUUAUCCAAAUGUGCUCUUGCUAUAAUACUUAUACAAUAACAAUGUUUAUAAUACUUCUUUACAGACAUAUUAACAUUUGAAGUUUGUGCAGUUUUUCUUUCUGCUUAUAACACAAUAAACCUUUAAAAAUUU